CCCUUUCCAUCAUCACAAACUUACAGUUUAGAUGCUUCACAACUUGUGGAAAAGAAAGCCUUUAAAUUUGAUGAAAAAAAUAUAAAUCAGAAAGAUGAAAAAAACCUCAACCCUUGCCACGACGAUUGUGGAGAUGAGAGUGCACAUGGAUUGUCCCGGUUGUGAAAGCAAGAUCAGAAAGGCUAUCCACAAACUUGAUGGUAUCUAAUUUCAUAUAUAUAUAUAUAUAUAUAUAUGUAUAAAAAGAAAAACUAAUAUUGCAGUUUAAUCUUACUUUUAUUUUUUUUCUGGUAAUUUGAGCAAUUAUAUCAAAUAAUGAUAUUAAUAAUAAGCUAUAUAAAUUCCUUAACAAUUAAAUUAAGUACUUGUCAACUAACUUUGAAACUGACUUCAUUUGGAUAAAUUAGGAGUAGACAAUGUGGACAUAGACAUGAGCAUGCAGAAGGUGAUGGUCACAGGUUGGAUUGACCAAGAAAAAGUUCUGGAAACGGUGCGAAAAACAGGAAGACUAGCUGAGUUAUGGCCAUUUCCACACCACCCGGAAAACCAUGCUUUCAACUACACCUACUACGAUCAGUUCUACCAGCCUCCGGCAAGCCGUUUCACCGUGAAUCCAGAAACCUAUUACAGCGUCGAGCCUACUUAUGUCGACCCUAAUUAUGAUGAUUACGAUAACGAGUUUUUCUCUACGUAUAAUUACAACGUGCCCGGCUACAAUGGACAAGACAAUGAAUACUAUCAAGAAGCCCCUGCCACAACUGUAUUCAGCGAGAGAACUAGUGCCAUGUUCAGCGAUGAAAAUGCGCAUGGUUGUUCAAUAAUGUGAAGAACGAUGGCUCCGUCUAUGGUUGGUGGGCUGUUUUGCGAAGUUAAUAGAAAAAAUACUCUUAGCAAAUCACGCACUUGUAAAGCAAAUUUAGUUCUCUGCAUUCAGUUUUGUGGGUGUUCAACCUAUUGGCUUCUUUCCAGCUUUUUCUCGUGUGAACGGAUACAUAGCUAGUUGUGUAUAGUGCAUCACAUUGCCAACUUAAAAAAUUCCUUGAAGAUGCUAAUGUAACUAAAGGAAGGAAGGGGAAGGAACAAGUAUAUAUUUCAGCAUAAUGUUCCAUAAAUCCCAUUCAAUGUGGAUUGUUGCCCCCCUUCCCCCCAAAAAUAAAAUCACAAAACACACAGCUUUGCACCACGGCAUUUAGGUUUUGGGUAACAUGUUCAAUGGUCGUGGCUUUAUAUGUCCAUGGCCAUGAGUAUCAAGAAUUGUAGCAGCAGAAAGAUAUCUUAUGUCAGCAUGCAUCAACAUAUAGCUAUCAGAACUAGAGUUUGUACUUGAAUGCUCUCUGUGGUGGAUCUGUUCUUUCCACCCAAGACACAAGUUAGCAUCAAAAAAAUGAAAAGGUUGCUCAAAUUAGAGCCAGCAUGGCUACAAAUCUCACAAAUUAUGAUGAAAUUAGGG
This is a messenger RNA of Oldenlandia corymbosa var. corymbosa, 1450 nucleotides long. The record is from the annotation of a GenBank genome assembly. NCBI's taxonomy places the organism in Eukaryota, Viridiplantae, Streptophyta, Magnoliopsida, Gentianales, Rubiaceae.